Molecule: messenger RNA, 2196 nt
Organism: Penicillium verhagenii
Lineage: Eukaryota; Fungi; Ascomycota; Eurotiomycetes; Eurotiales; Aspergillaceae
Exons: 3
Coding region: 1-2196 (731 amino acids)
Biological process (GO): DNA-templated transcription; regulation of DNA-templated transcription
Molecular function (GO): zinc ion binding; DNA binding; DNA-binding transcription factor activity, RNA polymerase II-specific
Source: RefSeq, a predicted model, not a curated record
AUGGACUCCUCGGUGGACGCUCAGGGUCCACCACGCAAGAGAAUGCGCAAAGGCACCAAAAGCUGUGUGGAAUGUCGACGUCGCAAAAUUCGCUGUUCGUAUGAAUCUGAUAGCUGCAAUCUUUGCAAUGAGUGUCGCUUGAGGGGCUCGAAAUGUUUCACGCAGGAACAGGGCUCAGAGGACUCUAGCGUCCCGUCUGGAUCUGGCCCGGCAGAGCGUUAUAGCCUCCGGGAGCGAGUCACAUAUUUGGAGACUGUAGUAAAAGACUUAGCAAAACGAUUGGAUCAAACCAAUGCUUCUAUUUCAAAAACAGCUGGUCAAGCAACAUCGGGCAACUUAACGCCCGUCUCCACUACAGAACCUGAUAGACUUGGUCCGUCGAGUGAAAAGAUUGAAAAUGCACCUGUGCUGCAGUUGUUUGAUAAUUAUCUCGUCAGUCGCCGCGAUGACCCAUCUAUUAAUGAUCAGUUUAUGGGCGCGAAUGAUACGUCCCCCAAGGCUCAAGCUGUCAGACUUGAGCUCAUAUCAUUAUUCCCAUCUGAUCAAGACAUACAAAAACUUCUGGCCAAGUGCUCUCACUUGUGGUGCAUGUGGGAAGAGGACGUUUCGGCAUUGCACAAAGUCUUUGCUGCAAAGAAUCACGUUCCAGAUACACUGGUCGCACCUGCGGAUGUAGCGAAAGCGCUUGUGUGCCUGUCUAUCAGCGCCCUUCAAUCUCCCCGUGAAUUUGACUUCAACGCGCUGCAAAAUCCGAUAGAUGCCCAAGAAUUCGCCUCUCGGUGCUGCGAAACAGUUGACAGACUGAUCAUCCGGGAUGAUGACUUCUCAGCAACCCUACCCGGCAUAGAAUGCCACCUGCUGCUUUCAAAAUUUCACAUGAACGAGGGCCGAUUGCGGAAAGCAUGGCUGAUCAAUCGUAGAGCGAUUGAACUAGCUCACUUAGCCGGCAUGCACUUGUCGACAAGGACUCAGCAGCCGUUGGACACUUUGUUUGAGAGGCGGCUCAAAAUUUGGUGUUCGCUGGCUACGUCAGAUCGAUCUAUCAGUCUGAUACUUGGUCUUCCAUAUGUUAUUUCUGAUGCAUAUUACAUACCACAAGUCGAACGACGUUUGAAGUCAGCGGAAUCUGCUGCAGAGCAGUACAUGCUACGGAUCGGUAUCAUCACUGGCCAUAUGAUCGAUCGCAAUUCAAAGCCCACUGAGAUGAGUCUUGAGAAUACUUUGAAGCUCGAUCAAGAGCUUAUGGAUGCUUGGAAUGCAGUUCCGAGCUGUCAGUUGGGCCCGGAACCUGGCCCAAACGAAAAGACAGAGCAAUUUUUGGAACGAAUACCGCUGCAGUUUAUGCCCAAGGUUAUGAGGGCCCUUCUUCAUCUACCGUUUAUGUUGAAGUACCCUCAUGAUUCGAGGCUCAUCUACUGUCAUAAAAUGGCUAUCCAAUCUGCCCGAGAGGCGUUGGUCUACUACAAGAUUCUUCGAUCAACGGCUCGGUCCUACUUAUGCAAGAUCUUCGAUUUCAUGGCUUUUACCAUGGGUAUGCUGUUGAUCCUUCACCUCAAUGGAUACUCUGAAGAGUCACCAGAUUAUAGCAAAGUAGACGACGAACGAGACUGGGAGCUUGUAAGGGAGCUUAUCGCCAUAUUUCGUCAAGCUGCUGCCCAGAGUGGCGGGUCCGUUGCCGCCGAGUCGGCCAAUAUCUUCAGUGAGAUGUACAGGUGUCGAUUACAACAGGACAAGGAGAAUUGGGAUCCAGCCGCUAGCUGCAAAAUCACCAUUCCUUAUUUUGGGACAAUUACCGUGGGCGCAGGUGCUAAGUUUGCGGCUUUCAGAAAGAAAGGGCAGCUGGCUCCCGGUGUGUCUAGUCAAGGUGAUCCAAGUCUUUGCAUCGCAAUAGCCCAAAAAACUCCUACUCAGCUGUUCACUCCACCUUUCUCGGACCCAGAUUGUGUGUCAAACGCCCCGAACAACACCAGCAGCGGUCAUACCCCGGUCACCGAAGCGACAGACAGCUACUCUGGUCAAUCACUUCCGACGAAUGGCGAUAUUACAGCGAAUUCUUUUGCAGGCUUGGAAGUUAAUCCUUUCAGUGGCUUGUUUGAUGACAUUGGACAGUACAUGUUUCCGAAUCCCAGUGUGGAUCUGGGACUCGAUCAAGGAUGGAAUCUAGACUGGUUUGAUGGUAACAUGCAACCACCGUAA